CACACGCUAUUUGGAGAGUGUACUCAGUGAUUUUUUUUUUGUUUUGUUGAUGCUCUGAAGGAAGCUGUUGAUCAUUUCGUAUUUUUUUUUGCUGAGUUUCAUUUGCCGGAUACGAAAUAACGAUGGCUUUAUCCAGUUUAGGUGGUGAUACCAUUUUUGUUCCAAAUCGAAUUUCUAGUGCUGGAAAUAUUGUUCAUGUUUCUUGUUCACAAAUUAAUCGAUUAACAACUAAAGAAAAUGGUUUGAUAAUGUUUCAUCAACGAAUUCAUUCAAUUAUCACUAUUGGUAUUGUACAAAAUAUUCAAGAAUUUUUCCGACGAAACAUCUAUACCAUUGAUGAUUAUACUGGUACUUCGAUUGAUGUUCAUCUUUAUAAAAAUGAUAUUGAAGAUGAUGUUGGCUUUCCAAUUCCCAAUGUUUCUGUUAAUAAUUAUAUCGAAGUUAUUGGUUUGGCACGUAUGAAUGAAAAUAAAUCAUUUAUUGUUGCUUUUCGUGUUCGAAUGAUUAAAAAUCCGAAUGAAAUUACUAAACAUUUUUUAAAUGUAAUACGUGAAUCAAUGCUAUUGGAAAAACGUAUGAAUAUUACAACAAAAACAAUCAAACAACCUGAUGAACAAAAACUAGAUUCGAUUGAAUUUCCUGAUUAUGAUCCAAAUGAUUUAAGUCAACGUGAACAAAUUGUUUUUGAAAUUAUUAAAAAAUAUGGUAAUGGAAUGUUUGGCAUAUCAAGAGAAGAUAUACAUAAUCAUUUAAAUCAUAUGAAUCCUAUUGAUAUUGAUAAUAGUAUUUCAUUUUUAUUAGCUGAAUUACUUAUUUUCAAUACUAUUGAUAAUCAUACAUUUAAAUCAUAUGAUUAA
Dermatophagoides pteronyssinus (European house dust mite) is the source of this 857-nucleotide messenger RNA. RefSeq names its product replication protein A 32 kDa subunit-like. Lineage: Eukaryota; Metazoa; Arthropoda; Arachnida; Sarcoptiformes; Pyroglyphidae. Gene Ontology annotation, molecular function: single-stranded DNA binding. Gene Ontology annotation, biological process: DNA replication; double-strand break repair via homologous recombination; nucleotide-excision repair. The record is from RefSeq and is a predicted model, not a curated record. Gene Ontology annotation, cellular component: DNA replication factor A complex; chromosome, telomeric region; site of double-strand break.